GGCAGGCUCCGCGCCGACGGGAUGGGCUCGCCGGAGCCCCGCGCCCCGCUGGCCGCCCAGGACGACGACGACGCGGCCGAGCCGGAGCCGGAGCAGGAGGGCGGCGACGGCGAGCGGCGCAUCGACAAGUUCGGCUUCCUGGUGGCCGACGGGCACGACGCGGGCGACCCGCCGGAGGCGCCGGUGGAAGAGGUGCCGUUAGAGGUGCUGAGGCAGAGGGAGUCAAAAUGGCUGGACAUGCUCAACAACUGGGACAAGUGGAUGGCGAAAAAACACAAAAAGAUCCGGCUGAGGUGCCAGAAAGGGAUUCCACCUUCGCUGCGCGGCCGGGCUUGGCAGUACCUCUCGGGCGGCAAAGUCAAGCUGGAACAGAAUGCUGGGAGGUUUGAUGAGCUGGACGUGGCCCCGGGGGAGCCCAAGUGGCUGGACGUGAUUGAGCGAGAUCUCCACCGGCAGUUUCCAUUCCAUGAAAUGUUUGCUUCUCGGGGAGGCCACGGGCAGCAAGAUUUAUUCCGGGUCCUGAAAGCUUAUACGCUGUAUCGGCCAGAGGAAGGGUAUUGCCAAGCCCAGGCCCCGAUUGCUGCUGUGCUGCUGAUGCACAUGCCUGCCGAGCAAGCGUUCUGGUGCCUAGUGCAGAUCUGUGAGAAAUACCUUCCUGGCUACUACAGCGAGAAGCUGGAGGCCAUUCAGCUGGAUGGCGAGAUUCUCUUCUCGCUGCUGCACAAAGUCUCCCCGCAGGCGUACAAGCAUCUCAGCAAGCAGAAGAUCGACCCCAUCCUGUACAUGACAGAGUGGUUCAUGUGCGCCUUCUCCAGGACCCUGCCCUGGAGUUCCGUGCUGCGGGUCUGGGACAUGUUCUUCUGCGAAGGAGUCAAGAUCAUCUUCCGGGUAGGCCUGGUGCUUCUGAAAUACACUCUGGGUUCUUCCGAGAAGCUCAGAUCCUGCCAAGGGCAAUACGAGACGAUGGAACGGCUGAGGGCCCUGAACCCCAAGAUCAUGCAAGAGACAUUCCUUGUGCAGGAGAUCAUAGAGUUGCCAGUGACAGAGCGUCACAUCGAGCGGGAACACCUGAUCCAGCUGAAGAAAUGGAAGGAGACCCACGGGGAGCUGCAGUGCAAGUCCCCUCCCCGCUUCCACGGCGCCAAGGCUAUCCGGGACUCCGAGCCCUACUCCCACAAAGCCUUGGAGCCCUCGCCCUCCAUCAUUCUGCCCCCCGGCACGGCCCUCUCCCCCAAGGGCCGCAAGAUCAAGUUGCAGAAGGGCCCCCCCAAAGGGCCACUCAUCAGGGGCCACCAAGCCAAUGGUCCCAUCCCUGAAGAAAAUGGAUCUCAGACUCUGCUGGAGCCCGACUCCUCCCUUCUCCACCAGUCCAAGGAGAGCCUCAGCUCCCGGGAGAGUGAGGACACAUACCUGUAAAUGGGGGGGGGGGGCUGCACUUUCCAGACCACCUCCCUCCCAGUCCUCAGGCCAGACUGUACCAGUGACUCCCUGGGUAGGAAAGUGGUAGCUGGGAUUGUAAGGAGGGGCAGAAAGAUUUGUCGGGGGGCAGUGGGUGGCCAAGGGAAGGCGUCCCAGAUGCCUUUGGCACCCCCAGUUGGGAAGGCUGAGGCCAAGAGUGCCCCUGCUGUCCUCCUUAUGGUGGGGGGGGAGGUGUUUCUGAGGCUGGGAGGCAGUGGGGCGGCCCUCCUUGCCUUUAGGGAAAGUUUGAUUGGCCAGAACCAUACAGGUAUAGAAACGCGGGAGAGGGGUGUGGCUACCUGUUCACCGUUAAAUUGCAGGUGUGGUUUGGCUCAGCCUAACACCACCAGCACAUCUUCUGAUAGGAAUGCAUGGAGGUCAUCCCCCUAACUCCAACCCUGCCCUUCUCUCCCUCGGUGGACAGAAGGGCAGAGGCGCAUUGAUUUCUUGGCCGGAAGGGCUUGUACCCGCCUUCCAUGCAUGCAGUUGCCUUUGCUCUCGGAUCUUACAUUCCAGUCUCAAUCAGAGGAGCAGCCGGGCUUCUCUCUCAGAUGCUACCUCUCUCAGCCCCUUCGCUACGCCGGUGACCUCCAAAAGCGUAAGGCUACCACUGGCUCUGUCACGCCAAGCCUGUGACGGGCAUUGAGGUCUGUCUGGAAGUCCCUGGGGAAGGGCGCCCAAGGCACCUGUUUCUCCUGCUGAGGUUCUCCAGAUGAAUGAUCGCGUGUCCCAUGGGGGACCCUAAGUUGAGGGAACGGCGUUCAGUGGAGGCAAUAAUUCCAUGUGUGUUCUGUCUUCAUAGGAACAAUUUGACUUGGCUGCUGUUCUUCCUCCUCCUGUCUGCACGGCCCCCUGGGACCGUUUCCUCUAGCAGAAGGGGAGUCCAAGACAUUAAUGUUUCUACUCUUGCUGAUAAAAGUCAGAGAGUUAGAAAGAAAUGCUAUCCAGCUAGUCUUGCUGUCUUGACCGAAUUCCCAUAGGCUGUAUGUACCAGAAAUGCUGGAUUCCCCAACCCAAUUCUGGACCAGAAGGAACUCCGGCAGAAAUCCGAUGCCUGUAUUCUCUUGCAAGUGGCUUGGAUUCCAGCCUGUCUUCUUGCGUUCCAGGGCUGUGAUUUUCUCUUCAAAGAGCAAUCCAUUUCCAGGACACUAAAAUCCCCUGUUUUGCCCGUCUUUAGCAAAGCGGCCACAGAUAGAGUUGGGUCUUGUUUUUGCCAGCAUUGGCAAAGUUAAAACCGAGCUGCUCCUGCUCCGAGUGGCCUAGCCUCUGGCGCCAUCUCUCCAUUGUGUUAAGGCCCCUCCCUGAAACGAUGGGUUCAGGCAUGCAAAAUGCUACCCCCCUGUCCGUUUUUUUAGCCUGUUGCCGGCUGAGCUUCAGCCUUUUGUAUUUCCAAGGCAACAGUAAACUGACGCUUCCAUCCUUGCACAAAGCAAAGUUGGAGUGGGGGGAGCUUCUUAUGUAGGAAGUGCAAGAAGAGGCUUCCCCCCCACCUGCCCCCCCCUUUUGUGGCAUAAACUUGGUUUGUUGGGGGAGGCACAAAGGAAUACUUGCCGUUGUCUUUUCUGUUGGCAAAAAUUGAAGUGUGUAUCUGGGGAAGGGCACGGGGCGGGGGGACACGGUUCUGCCCUUCCUCCUCCUGUGCCAGGUUAUGGCUGACGGUGGGUUUUGCAUAUGUGGAUUUUUUUUUUUUAAAUCAAUCGCUGAAACUGUUUUGUACAAAAGGUGAAAUAAACCAGAAUUAUGUAAA
Messenger RNA from Candoia aspera, 3205 nucleotides. RefSeq names its product TBC1 domain family member 10A (gene TBC1D10A). The coding region runs from base 22 to 1416 and encodes 464 amino acids. NCBI's taxonomy places the organism in Eukaryota, Metazoa, Chordata, Lepidosauria, Squamata, Candoiidae. The transcript has 9 exons. The record is from RefSeq and is a predicted model, not a curated record.